Molecule: messenger RNA, 3327 nt
Organism: Phanerochaete carnosa HHB-10118-sp
Lineage: Eukaryota; Fungi; Basidiomycota; Agaricomycetes; Polyporales; Phanerochaetaceae
Product: glycoside hydrolase family 3 protein
Exons: 14
Coding region: 1025-3133 (702 amino acids)
Biological process (GO): glucan catabolic process
Molecular function (GO): beta-glucosidase activity
Source: RefSeq, a predicted model, not a curated record
UCUCGUCGGCGCGACGACUCAUUUCAUGGCCAAAACCAUGUCGCGAAGAGGCAUUACAUAACGCCGCGAGGACGAGGCUCGCUCGCCGCUCCAGUCGUCCUGCGCGCUGAGUGGAUGAUCGGGCUGCUCACGAGGUGAUCUCCUCCAUGGCUACUUUGAUGGAGAGCAUUCUUCCAUCUGCUUCUCAGCGUCCCUGCCGCGACCAUUCGUGUCUGCGUCCCAUAUAAAAUGUGGAGGUCUGCGCGUCGCGUACGGCCUCAUCCAGCUCGCUGCUCUGGUCGGUGCAGCUCCAUCGAGCGUGCCCGCCAGCAGCCUGGGCAGCGCAGUGUCCAGCGAGUCAAGCGCGACGCCUAGUCUCAGCUCGGUGCUAUCCUCGCUUAGUUCUUCUGCCCCGUCGUCUGUCGCGUCGUCAGUUCCCGCGUCGCCCCCUCCCACGUCGUCCGCGCCCGCGUCGGUGUCCGCUCUCUCGUCCUCUACCCUGUCUCUCUCGUCUGCGUCGUCGAUUGCCUCACCUUCUUCCCUGUCACUCUCAGUCGUGUCGUCGGCUGCUUCUUCCCUGUCGUUCUCGACGGCGGCGUCGGCGUCCAUCACCCCAUCCUCCGCGCUGUCUUCUGUGGCGUCUUCCGGCUCGAUCGACAGCACCUCCGCGUUGAGCUCUUUACCGACGUCGUUCUCAGCCUCGUCCGCCGCAUCGGUCAAUGCCUCGCUUUCGACGUCAUUUGUCUCCGCGCCCACAGGCUCUCCCACAUUCAACACGGGCUCGGGCACAGAGACCGGCCCCAUCACCAUCCCUAUCUCGCCAGUGCCAUUCACACCGUUCCCUGUACCCUCCGACACGCCCGUCCCUGGCACCUUCAUCGAGACAGACCCCUCAAACCCACCUGCCCCCGACCAAGCGCCCGGUCUCGGAGGCCCGCUUCCUGAUUUUGGACAGGCAUGGGAGACGGCGCAUGCGAAGGCCACAGCCGCGCUAGCGUCCUUCUCGCUUGAGGAGAAGGUGAACCUGACCACUGGUGUGGGCUGGAUGGGCGGACGCUGCGUCGGUAACAUUCCGGCCAUCGCUGGCAAGUUCCCCGGCCUCUGUCUCGAAGACUCUCCCCUUGGUGUUCGUGACACAGACUUCGUUACUGCGUUUCCUACCGGAAUCACUGCGGCUUCGACAUGGAACCGUACCUUGAUUCGUCUCCGUGGUUUGUUCAUGGGUCGCGAACACAAGGGAAAGGGUGUCAAUGUCGCUCUUGGUCCGAUGAUGAACUUGGGUCGUGUUGCUCAAGGCGGCCGCAAUUGGGAAGGUUUCGGCGCAGAACCAUUCCUCGCUGGUGAGACCGCGUAUGAGACUAUUCUCGGCAUGCAGGACGGUGGCGUCCAGGCCUGUGCCAAGCAUUACAUCAACAACGAGCAAGAGUUCGAUCGUACUCAGGAGUCCUCGAACGUUGACGACAGGACGCAACAUGAACUUUAUGCUCAUCCGUUCAUGCGUAGUGUCAUGGCUGGCGUUGCCGCGGUAAUGUGCAGUUACAAUCUGGUUAACGAUACCUAUGCAUGCGAGAACGACAAGACCCUCAACGACAUCCUCAAGCGCGAGUUCGGUUUCCAGGGCUAUGUGAUGUCAGAUUGGAGUGCUCAGCACUCAACCAUGAGCGCAGUCGCUGGUCUCGACAUGACCAUGCCUGGAGACAUCUCCUUCGGCUCGGGUACCUCGUGGUUCGGUCAGAAUUUGACGGACUUCGUUCUUAACGGGACUAUUGCUGAGUCCCGCGUUGAUGAUAUGGCUUCUCGUAUCCUCGCGUCUUGGUAUUUGCUUGAUCAAGACAGCCCGGACUACCCUUCAGUUAACUUCAAUGCAUUCUUCCCUCUUGACGAAGCUACAAACGAGCAUGUUGACGUCCAAGACGAUCAUUUCGAGGUCGUCCGGGAGAUUGGCGCUGCUGGUGCCGUCCUGCUGAAGAACGACGGUGCACUGCCCCUGCUCAAGCCACGCACCCUCAUUGUUAUCGGUAACGACUCUGGCCCGUCCCUGUACGGACCUAACGGCUUCACCGACCGCGGUGGUGAUGACGGCAUCCUUGCCAUGGGCUGGGGAUCUGGAACUGCGCAGUUCCCGUACCUGAUCGACCCGCUGUCUGCCAUCCAGACGCGUGCUAUCAAGGAUCACACGAGUGUCACCUGGUGGAGGAGUAACUGGGAGCUUGGAGGUCUUGCUAGUGCCGUGCUAGAGCAGUCGGUCGCUAUUGUUUUCGUCAACGCCGACUCUGGAGAGGGUUAUAUCACUGUCGACGGCAAUGCAGGCGACCGCAAGAACCUGACCCUCUGGGGCAAUGCGGACGACCUCAUCACCACUGUCGCCAACAACAAUAACAACACGAUUGUCGUAGCACACUCUGUUGGACCAGCCAUCGUUGAGGCUUGGAUUGACCACCCCAACGUUACCGCCCUGAUCUGGGCUAACGUACCCGGCCAGGAGGCUGGCAACUCGAUCGUUGAUGUCCUCUAUGGAGACUACAACCCCUCUGGACGCCUGCCCUACACUAUCGCGAAGAGCCCAUCCGACUAUCCCACUCAGCUGAUUACGAACCCAGAUCCCAGCGUUAUUAUAAGCAUCCCGUACACUGAAGGCCUCUUCAUCGACUACCGCUACUUUGAUGCUAAUAAUAUCGAGCCACGCUUCGAGUUCGGCUUCGGCUUAAGUUACACCACGUUCAAGUAUUCGAAUGUUUGGGCCGCCGUCAUCCCGCAGCCGGACUCUGACUCGGUCGCUCUCGAGCAAGCCUGGUUGGCUGGUCAGGCAACGCCCAUCGCUGAUGGCUCCACCACUGCCCUCUGGCUCCACCGUCCGUUCAUUAAGGUCACUUUCGAUAUCCAGAACACCGGGUCUGUCGCCGGUGGCGAGAUCCCCCAGUUGUAUAUCCACCAUCCCGCCUCCGCGGGUGAGCCGCCAUCAUUGCUCAAGGGUUUCACCGAUAUUCGCCUCAACCAGGGCGAGACGAAGACAGUGACUCUAACGCUGUCGCGCUAUGACCUCUCGAUCUGGGACGUUGUCGCACAAGGCUGGGUCAAGCCUCAGGGCAGGAUCACGUUCUCGGUGGGCGCGAGCAGCAGAGACUUUAGGCUCGAAGGUACCAUCCCUCUUUGAGCCCAUUAAAAUUUUGGACCCUGUAAAAUCUGGAUUUUUGACUCUUUGAAGACCAUUAACCCUAAAAUUAGGACUGGUUCAGGGCGAACUUGACAAUUCACUCCUUCGGACUACGUAGUAGAGUCAUCGUCUGUGUCGCAUGUGUAGAUACCCACGAGACCAUGGACUACAUAUGAUAAGUUUUUGUUUUCUGC